This is a messenger RNA of Trematosphaeria pertusa, 3982 nucleotides long. RefSeq names its product carbamoyl-phosphate synthase. Gene Ontology annotation, molecular function: aspartate carbamoyltransferase activity; ATP binding; dihydroorotase activity. Gene Ontology annotation, biological process: UTP biosynthetic process; L-citrulline biosynthetic process; 'de novo' pyrimidine nucleobase biosynthetic process. Gene Ontology annotation, cellular component: cytosol; cytoplasm. The coding region runs from base 215 to 3718 and encodes 1167 amino acids. The transcript has 5 exons. The record is from RefSeq and is a predicted model, not a curated record. Lineage: Eukaryota; Fungi; Ascomycota; Dothideomycetes; Pleosporales; Trematosphaeriaceae.
GCGGCGAACCAUAGAAAUUUUGGCACGACCGACAGCUCUCCACUCCCCGCAAUAAAUUCCACGACAAGAGCAUCUGCACCGCUGAGCUCGAGCUCCAGUACCCUUCAAUUGCGCCCUCCGGUCCUGGCACGGACACCUCCCCGCGCGUUCGACCGCUUUGGACUACUUGCGGGGGUGGCAGCAGAGCUCGAAGCUCGGUGCUUGACCGCCUGCAAUGGCUCUCUGCGGGCGUCUGGCACGUCGCGCACCCGUUCUUUCAGGCCAAUUCCGCUCAAUCGCUCCUUCCAUUGCCUCUCGACAUUUCGUAUCUCGAGCUUCCAGACCCUUGGUCUCUCUUCGAACCGCCAAUGAGUCACCUGCGACAUACCGGCAGCUCCGAGCUUUCUCAAAGAUCUCCGCAACAUGGAACAAGACACAGGAGGCGCCUAAUGCGCAAGCAUACCUGGAUAGCGGCGUAAUUGCCGGAGCUCGUGAUCUGGUCGACGUGAAGAAGGUUUUGGUGAUUGGCAGCGGUGGUUUGAGCAUUGGUCAGGCUGGGGAGUUUGACUACUCUGGUUCGCAAGCCCUGAAAGCCCUGAAGGAGGCCGAUGUCAAGUCUGUGCUGGUCAACCCCAAUAUCGCAACCAUUCAAACCUCGCACGUGCUCGCCGACGAAAUCUACUACCUGCCCGUAACCCCGGAAUACGUCGAAUAUGUCAUUCAGAAAGAGAAGCCCGAUGGUAUCUUCCUCAGCUUCGGCGGUCAAACAGCUCUCAACCUGGGAGUUCAAAUGAACAAGAAGGGUAUUUUUGAGAAGUACGGCGUGAAGGUCUUAGGCACAAGCAUCAAGACGCUGGAAACCAGUGAGGAUCGUGACCUGUUCGCUCGAGCUCUUGAUGAGAUUGACAUUCCUAUCGCAAAGUCCAUUGCUGUCUCCUCAGUCGACGAAGCCCUGGAAGCUGCGGAGAAGGUCGGAUACCCCAUCAUCGUCCGUGCUGCGUAUGCGCUUGGUGGUCUAGGGUCCGGUUUUGCGAACAACGCGGAGGAACUCCGAAAUCUCUCGGCCCGAUCGCUCACCCUGUCACCACAGAUUCUAGUGGAGAAAUCGCUGAAAGGCUGGAAGGAGGCAGAGUAUGAGGUGGUCCGUGAUGCAAGCGACAACUGCAUUACUGUUUGCAACAUGGAGAACUUUGACCCUCUAGGAGUGCACACUGGCGACAGCAUUGUCGUUUCUCCCAGUCAAACGUUCAGCGACGAGGAAUAUCACAUGCUUCGGUCUGCGUCAAUCAAGAUCGUCCGACACUUGGGCGUUGUUGGCGAAUGUAACGUCCAGUAUGCUCUCCAGCCGGAUGGUUUGGACUACAGGGUUAUUGAGGUCAACGCCCGUCUAUCUCGAUCAUCCGCUCUUGCCUCGAAAGCUACCGGGUAUCCGUUGGCUUACACUGCCGCGAAGAUCGGUCUUGGUCACACGCUCCCUGAGCUGCCAAAUGCGGUCACCAAGACCACUACAGCGAAUUUCGAGCCCAGUCUGGAUUACAUUGUUACGAAGAUGCCGCGGUGGGAUCUGAGCAAGUUCCAGAACGUCAAGAGAGACAUCGGCAGUUCGAUGAAGUCUGUGGGUGAGGUAAUGGCAAUUGGACGAACUUUCGAAGAGUCUUUCCAGAAAGCUUGCCGACAGGUGGAUCCUAAGUUCUUGGGCUUCCAGGGAGAGAAGUUCGGUGAGGAUCUUGACGAGCUCUUGAAGAAUCCUACCGACCGCCGAUGGCUAGCUGUUGGCUAUGCAAUGUUCCACGAAGGCUACUCGGUCGAUAGGCUGCAUGAGCUCACCAAAAUCGACAAGUGGUUCUUGUACAAGCUGCAGAACAUUGUCGACUGCACACACGAGCUCGAGGACAUUGGCAGCUUGUUUGGUCUGAAGAAGGAGAUUAUCCUGAAGGCAAAGAAAAUGGGCUUCUCCGACAAGCAGAUUGCGAAGGCCGUCAACAGCACCGAAGACGAAGUCCGAGCACGCAGGAAGAGCUUUGGAAUCCGACCAUGGGUCAAGAAGAUUGACACUUUGGCUGCGGAGUUCCCGGCAUCGACUAACUAUCUUUACACUACGUACAAUGCCUCCUCGCACGAUGUUACCUUUGAUGAUCACGGUAUCAUCGUCCUCGGCAGUGGUGUCUACCGUAUUGGAAGUUCUGUGGAGUUUGACUGGUGUGCCGUCAACGCUACGCUGUCCCUCAACAAGCUCGGAAAGAAAACUGUCAUGAUCAACUAUAACCCGGAAACUUACAGCACUGAUUUUGACGUCGCCGAUAAACUGUACUUUGAGGAACUCAGCUACGAGCGUGUCAUGGAUAUCUACGAGCUGGAGACGGCUAGCGGAGUCGUUGUCUCUGUAGGAGGUCAGCUACCGCAGAACAUUGCUCUCAAGCUUCAGGAAUCCGGAAAGGCAAAGGUACUGGGCACCGAUCCUGCGGAUAUCGACAAAGCCGAAGACCGUCAUAAAUUUUCUUCCAUCCUCGACUCGAUCGGCGUGGACCAGCCAGCUUGGAAAGAACUUACCUCAUAUGAAGAAGCGAAGAAGUUUGCGGACUCCGUUGGAUACCCUGUCCUUGUUCGACCGUCUUACGUCCUUUCCGGUGCUGCCAUGACUGUCAUCCGCAACGAACAUGAGCUCGAAGCCAAACUCACCGCUGCCGCCGAUGUCUCUCCCGACCACCCGGUCGUCAUCACCCAGUACAUCGAUGGUGCUGAAGAGAUCGACUGCGAUGCCGUUGCUUCGAAUGGCAAGCUGCUUGUGCAUGCCGUCAGUGAGCACGUCGAGAACGCUGGCGUACACUCUGGGGAUGCAACGCUUGUCCUUCCUCCGGUCAACCUCGACGCAAGAAUCAAGGAUCGGGUCAAGGAGAUAGCAGAGAAGGUCGCCAAGGCAUGGAACAUCACCGGUCCAUUCAAUAUGCAGAUCAUCAAGGAGGCCGUGGAGGGCCAAGAGCCAAAUCUCAAGGUCAUUGAAUGCAACCUGCGCGCCUCCCGGUCCUUCCCCUUCGUCAGCAAGGUCCUCGGAACGAACUUCAUCGACGUGGCUACCAAAGCGCUUGUUGGUCGCGAGGUCCCUGAGCCUGUCGAUCUGAUGGCCGUAGAGAGAGAUUACGUAGCAACGAAGGUCCCUCAGUUCUCAUGGACUAGGUUGGCAGGUGCUGAUCCGUUCUUGGGUGUCGAGAUGGCGUCCACUGGUGAGAUGGCUUGCUUCGGCAAGGAUCUUGUGGAAGCAUACUGGGCGUCCAUGCAGUCCACCAUGAACUUCCGCCUACCUCAACCUGGCGAAGGUCUUCUGUUCGGCGGCGACACAGAGUCGGGCUACCUCGUGCAAAUCGCCAAAUACCUGCACCCUCUUGGGUAUAAGUUCUACGCGGCAAAUAACGACGUUAAAGAGGUGCUGGAGAAGAACACCGAGGGAGUCAGCGUUGAAGUCAUUGAGUUCCCCGUGGAGGAUAAGAGGGCGCUCCGUGAGGUGUUUCAGAAGUACGAUAUCCGGGGGGUGUUCAACCUGGCCAAGUACCGGGCUAGCUCGCUAGUCGAUGAGGACUACGUGAUGAGGAGGAAUGCGGUCGACUUUGGCGUGCCGCUGUUUAUGGAGCCUAAGACUGCCGUCCUCUUCUCCCAGUGCAUGAGCGAGAAGCUGCCUAAAAAGGGUGGCAUCCCGAGCGAAGUCAGGUCAUGGAGCGAGUUCGUUGGUGGCCGACCAUUGUAGACACCUCACACCGAAAGAGUCACUGGAAGAAUGGUAUCCCCUUGCGGGAAGGCAGAGAUAGACCGGAAAACGAAAGAGAAAGAAGUCCCAUGUUCGUGUAUAUAGCGUUCUGAUGAUGUCGCUCGAUUCAUUUGCCCUAGGAGAGGAGUUUCUGGCGACACCAACGCCGCUUAAAAAGUCCCUUUUUUGCUCCUGAGCGUAGUGCGUGUGCGUAUAUAGCCUGAUAAUUAAUCAAACGAUAUCACGUAUUUUCUCUGUUCAUGA